AAUGGCCGGGGAGCGAGAGCAAGGAGGCGCCGGUGCCAGUGCAGAGGCGACCAGGCAGGAGGUGUCAACAGAGGCAGUGGUUGAAGUGUGGGAGCAGAUGACUGUACCGGAGCAUGUGCCGAAAGAUACCAACAUGGCCGUGGAUGUUAAGGUGUUGACCCUUAAUAUUUGGGGGAUACCACUGUUAGCGAAAGACAAGAAUGCCAGAGUUGAUGCUAUUGCGAAUCAGCUGCUCACGGGGCCGGACGAGUUUGAUUUUGUAUUUCUGCAGGAGGUGUGGUCGAAGGAAGACUAUCACAAAAUAGCUACCAAAGUCAGCAAGGCGCUUCCUCAUUCCCACUACUUUUAUAGUGGUGUAAUUGGGUCAGGGAUGUGUACUUUCUCACGCUCACCAAUUAAAGAAGUCUUUUAUCACCCAUUUGCUCUCAAUGGGCAUCCACACAAAAUUCUGCAUGGUGAUUGGUGGGGAGGCAAAGGACUUGCUGUGUGCCGAACUACAAGACAUGGUAUUCCAUUUACCCUUAUAAAUACACAUCUUCAUGCUUUGUAUGACCACAAAAAUGAUACUUACGUACAUCACCGUGCUGUUCAAGCAUAUGAGGCAGCGCAGCUGCUUCGAUUUGGCAGAGCAAGUGAAGAUGUUGUUAUCUUCAGUGGAGAUAUGAACUGCACACAAACUGACUUUGCUUACAGACUAGUCAAACACAAUGGUGCACUGAUAGAUACCUACAUUGACAGUCCAGUUAAGACCCCAGGAUCAAAUGGAGAAUCAAAUGAGACUCCAGCCAACAGCUACACUAGUGUCAAGACUCUCAUGGAGAACCCUUGUGGCCACAGAAUUGACUAUAUCUUCUACCAGUCUUCCCAAGCGUACAAGGUCAAGACCAAAGUAUGUGAUCUGCCAUUUCCCCAGAGAGUCCCACAACAAGAAUUCAGCUUUUCAGACCAUGAAGCUGUGCGGACAGUACUUACUAUUACCCCCAUGAAAGGCACUGAAAUUAUGGAAGAAAUACCAAGUGUGCAAGCCAAGACGGAUGCCCUGCUGGAGUGUUCUGCAGUGUGUGAGCAAGGCCUGAAGUCUGUAGGCUCUCAGCAGAAACUUUACAUUGCCCUGUCAAUCCUGUGUGCUAUUGUUUUACUGGUGUGCCAUAUUGUGAUAUGUACAGAGUCAUCAACUGGUGUGACUCGUGGGUUCCUAGGCCUGUUGCUGAUAUUGUUUACAUUCUGUCUUUCAUACUUGCUCUUUAUGGCAACAAUUUUCUACAGAUUUGAAAGUAAUAAGAUUAAAGAAACAAAGUUAGGGAUAGAACAUCAGCUCGAUGAGUUGAGGGAGAAAAAUGCACAAAUUUUUGAAGAGGAGAGGAAGAGGUCUCAGUCAUUCAUCAAGUGACCAAGGAUCAGGGGGUUGGAAUCAAAUGAUUGUGAUAAUGGCUCUGAGCUGCUGUGAAAAUUCCGAAUUCCAAAGACAAUGGUUUUGCUGUCUUUCUGAGGAAAUCAUACACAUUAUCUGUGACUAAAUAGAGCAUGAAGAAAUGAUUCAGUAGUAUUAAAUCCAUAUUUUGUGCGUCAGUUUACUAUCUGUCAAACUUCUCACGUGGCAAAAAAUCAAUCUGAACUGCUGUAACUGUUUCCAUCAUUAUACUUAAACACAGUAUUAAACUAUAAUUGCCAUCUUCGUGACUUGAGAGAGAAUUCUCCAUUUUAGUGUAAAAUACUACUGCAUUAUUAUAAAGUUUGUAGAAUCUUAUUGAAAUGCUUGAGAAUUUGCACAAUAUGGAAAGACACUUUUGUUUGUAACUUUUUUCAUGCUCUUUACAGUUUUGGACAUGGAUUUUUCUUAUUACUAAUCCUAAUUGAAAUGCUUUAAUUAAACAAAAUCUCUGUCUUGCUGUGAUCAUGAAAUCAAUGGAACCGAAUAGCAUUUUCUAUUAGAUAGGGAAUAAGAAAAAGAUAUGCCUAGCUCAUACUGCUAAGAAACAACUUAAGUGAUUUUAUGAGCUCAAAGUAGUUCUUUGCUAGUUCAUUAGUUUUAAAUGGCUUUCCUACACAAGGUAUUUGACAAUAACUCUGUAUAAACAUUUUAAUGACAAAACCUUUUUCUACUCGUGUCAAAGUUCCCCCCUAUACAAACUAAACUUUUCAGGUCCGUAAGUUUUUCAUGUACUUUAAGUAGUGUUAAUCAAUCUUUUAAGACAGCAGUGAAUAUUAUAGUUCAAUUUUAUCAAGGGCAUCUAUUUUUGUGUAACAUGUUAAGCACCUCAUUGUCUUAAUAUUGACUUUAAAUCAUUAUAUUCCUAGUCUCUAUAUAGUGUUGAACUACAGUCUUUAUGAUGUAAAACAACAAAAAGAGAGUAGAUUUAGAGGACAGAUCAGUAGUGGGUGAAGGUAUUCCUUAGGGAUGUAUGUUGUUUAUUGUUGUUAAGGUUACUGGUUUGUGUAGAGAAUAGAUGGAACAAGAGGGUAAUGUGAAUGAAAAGUGAGAAAUGGCAACUAGAAAUGGCAUGGGUGUGGACUUGUUUUGUAGUGUGAUUUAGGGAUUUUAAGAAAAUAUCUUGGAUACAUUUUAGUCAAUAAAAAAGUUACUGUAUUUUUUAUAUAACUGCAAUAUAUUUGAUUUUAAAGUGUGAUGGCAAAGCAAGUUCUAAAAGGAUAGAUUUUGAUAUUGACAUUUUAAAGUAAGGUACACAAACAAGAGUCCAGUUUUAAUCAUUUGGUGCUGGGUACAUGCACUGUCCACUGUGAUUUUUUUAUUAACUUUGUUUAUACAUAGAUGUCUUCACAAGCAGUUACCCAACGCCAAGGAGUCUUUCAUGAAGUUUACCUUAUCUCACCUGUUUAACCCUAUUCCUUGAAGUCGCAUAAAUAGUUAUAUUUCAUUGCUAUUGACAGUAAUAAUAGAAAAAACUUCUUCCCUGAAAAUUAAAGGAAUGGAGUAAACAAGUGAUAUUAGGCCUUGUAGCUGACUCCUCUAAGUACUUCAGGGGAUAUUUAUGGGUAAUGAAAAUUGAUAAAUCAAAAUCAUUGUGGACAGUAUACAGGUAUUCAUGACAUCAGUGGGGUGGUAUAUAUGUCUCUCAGUCCUUCAAGGAGGUAAGAAAUUCAAGAGUGACAGUUUUCUUUAUGGUGAUUGUAUUAUCAACAAAACAUUCAGCAAUAUUUUGAGCUAAGUCUGAAUUUCGACUUCCCUUGCAAAGAAUUCUGUUUAACCUACAUGCUAAAUAGUAAACAAUGAUAAGUAAUGUGAUUGAUAUAGGUGGAAAAUUAAUGAUUUCUUGCUUUGUUCUCUAUAUUAAAAAGAAAAUUUUCUUGUCAGCAUUUCUGACACUUUAGGAUUAAAAAGGCUAAUACUUCACAUGCAUGUGGUGCCAGUUAAUGUGCUUAUUUGAGUAAUUUCAGAAUUGUCACACAACUUUAUUUUGAUAAUCUAGCUAUAUUCAAGUGAAAUACAUAUCCUGCAUUUUGAUAGAUAAGAUGUAUCCAUUGCAAAGGAGUGUUCCAGUAGUGAAUCAUUGUGCUUCAAAUGUUCCUCAUCUUGUUUAGAAGUCUGGAUAUGGAUGUGAAUGUCAACUAUGAAUUUGUGUAUAUGUUUUCUAACAGUUGUAAGGCAAAAUUCUGUACUAUGCUAAGUCAUGAAGUGCAUUUUUUUGUACAUCUCUGAAAGAGUAUCUUUUUUUUUUUUUUUUUUUUUACAUAUAUACAUUAUUGAUUUGUAAUAUUGUCUGCAUAGUGUUCAUGUAAGUACUUAAUGAAAUAGUUGAAGAAAAAUGUAAGUUCAGCCUUUUUGUCAUUAUACCAGAUUGAAUCAGCUCAAACCAUCUGAAGAAUGUAUACGUAUUUUGCCUCUCAGAAGCUUCAAACUUACUAGUUAUGUGUAGUUUUGAAUGUUGUUUUAAGAGCUUUACCUGUAAUAAUACCAACCUUGCAUGUUCAAAGAAGGAAUUUGUACUUGUUAUAGUGCUGGUGGCCUCUUCAUUCAUGUACUCAUACAUCAGAAAAGGUGCAUGACUUCUUUCUUUUAUUAAUUUUUCCAGGGUAGUUUGAAACAGGUAGCUUCACUCCAUCUUGUGAAAAUUUUAGUUGGCAACUGCUGCACUAAGCCCCGCCUCUUUGCCUUUAUUCAUUGCAAAUAUUAAAUAUUUUUCACAUUUUUAUUUUCUCUCAGUUCUGUUUUCAAUUAUUUUUCCACUGGGUCAAAAAAAGAGGCAGAACUAAUGAUGCCAUAUGUUAUCAGAUAUAAUUAUUUGUAUGAUUUACUUGAUAUUAUUAUAAUUACCAGAAGUAAAUAAAAAAUAUUCCUCUUUUACUUGUGAUAACAAAGAGUUCCUGAACAAUAACAGCUGUCAGAAAAAAAAGUUCAUUUCAUUUUUGGCUUCAAAAGAAUAAUUGGAAGUGGAGCUACCUGGUUAUAUGUACUUUGAUUUUUUGAAAAUUAAUUACAGUAGGACUCAAAAAUAAUUUUCUUUUGAAAAUUCAAAGUUAUUGUUAUAUCACUUUGUUAAAUCUUCUUUUGAUUUUUUCUGUUUUUUUAUACCAAAAUAUUUAUUCCAGUCAUUAUAAAGAAGGUUCCAAGUGGAGAUGGUGCAAGGUAUACAUUUCAAAAGAUUUAUUUAUCUUAAGCUUUUGUACAGCAUACUUACAUGAUGUUACUGUGACAGGAAAAUGGUUUAGAGAUGAUGAAGGCAGUACCAUAGCUCUAUAAAAAGGAAACUAGCAGAGUGGGUUGAAUAAUAUCCCUCUCCUAAAUACAAAUUUAACAAUAAGCGUGAUACUUAAUAUAAGGAUAUUUAUUUUGAUGUUUGUUACUCCAGCAGCAUUGGAGUGAUAUUGGCGUUAAUGUAAUAUGUCACAAUCUUCCUUUAGUCUUCAGUUUAAUGCAGUAAUUCUGUUACAAAAUAUGAUUUGCUGUAUUAUAUUCCUUGGUUUCUGAGUUUGUAAUUUGAUAGAAAAGUUCCUCCAAUUUAAAGAUUAACACAUCUUUUUAUUGUUACUGCUGGUGGUUAUUCUCUUAUUUCAUGUCAUGUUAAAGUUAGUUAUCUUAACAUUUAUAAUAUGCUUUGAUAAAAGGAGAUGUAGCACUUGAUGUAAUCAACAGUAAAUAAUCUUUAUUAUAAGCCAGUGUCAAAAAUGGAUCUGUAAGAUCCAGUCUUACCAUUAUUAUUAUCAUUAUUUUACUUUAAACCUCUAGUUUCUAGUUGCUUUUGUAUGUUCAUUAAAGCAUAGACUGUUAAUUUCAUCUGCCUUUGUUUGUAUGUUGAUACCAAGUUUUGUUGUGUCCCAUAUUUGUUUUUCAUUGCUAACACAAUCACAAGUUUUGUAUUCAACCAAAAAGGGGCCAAUACUAUUACUGUAUUACAACAUAGUUAUGUGGAUUAUGUAUUGUUAACUAGCUUACACACUUAUCAUGUGAUAUGCAUUUUUUAUUGAAUGGCAUGUAUUAAUAAUAUUAAGCCCUGUGGGAAAAGUUCACAUAAUUCUGGUGUAUUUGUUUUGUACAGAGGCAGUUAUUAUUUAUACUUGGCUUUAAACUGGUGAAGCAGUGUAUGGUGAUGCUUGAAUGAGAGUUGAAACAGGGAAUUCAAAACCUCAAGUAUUAAGUUUUCGUAAAAUUUAUUAAAUAGGGUGUUAAAAUAGUAUGUUUCUCUCUUAUCACUUUUAUUUCAGUUUAGCUAUCUAGGUAAAUUUCAUGCCAUGGGUACAAAAGAGAAGGAAAGAACAUUGUGAUGUGUUUGUUAGGUUACAGGUGUGAUACAAGACUAUGAAGUGGGACCAUUUAAACUAUUGCUCAUAUAAACUUAGGCUGGGUCAGCUGUAGCAUUGCAUUCCUACUUGCAUUAUAUUUAAUUUAGGCUAGAUACCUAAUAGUGACCACUUGUUUUUCUUGCCAGUAUUAUUAUUUUUUUAUUUUUAUAGUUCAAAUUGUUAUGCAAGUUAAAAGUAUAACUUCUCUUUCAGUUUCUUUUCCUUAUAGCUCACAAAGGGAUAUUGUUUCAGAUUUUUAAAUUUUUUGUUUUUUGUUUUUUGAUCUUUAAUGCAUUUGUUCUUGCCUCUCUGAUGUUGACCUACUUCUUAAAGAUUGGUUUGACAGUUGUAAUUAUGGAAGUAGAAUUCACCGUUCAUUCUUUUCCAAGUCAUUGGUUUAUAAUGUUAUUUCAUCAAUUUUAAUUCAAGUUUGUUAUUUAUAAGAAAUAAAGGUUCUUACUGACCAAGGACAUAGAUUGGCCUUGGGUUAAAUCUAGUACAUAAUGAAGCUUUAAAUGUAUUAAAAGAAUCAGAUUGGUGGGGAAGAAUUUUUAGGUAGGUAAACUUUCUAGGGCAGCAAUGUUUCCUUUCAUUUGUGAAAGUAGUAAAAGGAAGUCGUAAUAUACCAAUUAGAAAUGCUUAAUAGAUCUAUUUCCUCUGUGAUUUUCAAAUAAUGACAAUAAUCUAAAAUCAAUGGAAAAAUUAGGGUACAUAAUAUCCUCUUAGUGAUUUUUUAAAAAUGAAUGUUUAUGGUCUUAUAGACUUAGAUCGUGAUAUCCAUUAUGAAUGGGUAAUAGACCAAACCAUAAAGUGUGCUUAGAUUGUUUUAGGUAGUAUUUGCCUAAAAAUAGUUUCUAUUUUAUUGUGUGUAAGCAUAUAUCCAUACAGUACUACCACGUGCCAGUUUCCUGUAAAGGUUUAUGCUUUUCCAUAACAAUAAAGGAAAUAAAAAGGCUGUGUAAA
Messenger RNA from Penaeus monodon (black tiger shrimp), 6702 nucleotides. It is a transcript of the gene nSMase, whose product is annotated as putative neutral sphingomyelinase. NCBI's taxonomy places the organism in Eukaryota, Metazoa, Arthropoda, Malacostraca, Decapoda, Penaeidae. Gene Ontology annotation, cellular component: cytoplasm. The transcript has 8 exons. The record is from RefSeq and is a predicted model, not a curated record. Gene Ontology annotation, molecular function: sphingomyelin phosphodiesterase activity. Bases 2 to 1390 code for a protein of 462 amino acids.